AUGGAGUCAGGGCCCGGUGGGACAACUCAAAGAUUGAAGAGGGUGCUCAGCCGCAGGGACCAGGUCUGCCUGAUCAGGAGCAACGUUGUGACUCGAGCUGCUUGUCUCUUGUCUCUUUUGCAGUUGGUGUAUCCCUACGACUUCAGAUUAACGGAAAAAGAGAAAACCAGUAUCUGCUACUUGUCCUUCCCCGACUCGUACUCAGGUGGCCUGGGGGACACGCAGUUCAGCUUCCGCCUUCGCCAGUCUGGGGGACAGAGGGCCACUCACUACGAGGAUGACGGCGAGUACAACAGAGAAGCGCCCCUGACGCUGCAGCGGGAGGCAGCCCAUUACUUCGGCUACGUGUACUUCAGGCAAGUCAAGGACAGCUCAAUGAAGAGGGGUUAUUUUCAGAAGUCUUUGGUGCUGGUGUCACGCCUCCCAUACGUGAACUUGUUCCAGUCAUUGCUGCAGCUGAUUGCUCCAGAAUACUUUGACAAGCUGGAGCCGUGCUUGGAGGCAGUGUGCAAUGAGAUUGAUCAGUGGCCGCCUCCUGUGCCAGGGCAGACUUUGAACCUUCCGGUGAUGGGAGUUGUAAUCCAGGUGAGAAUCCCGUCCAGGGUAGAUAAGCCAGGAUCAAGCCCAGUGAAGCAAUUUAAUCAAGAGAAUCUGUUACCAGCCCCACUGGUUCUCCCCAGUAUUCAUGAACUGGAUCUCUUCAGGUGUUUCCAGCCAGUGCUAAUUCAUAUCCAGAUGUUAUGGGAGCUGAUGUUACUGGGAGAGCCAAUUGUCGUCAUGGCACCGUCCCCAACAGUGUCUUCAGAAAUGGUUCUGGCACUUACCAGUUGUCUUGCUCCGCUAAAGUACUGCUGUGACUACCGUCCCUAUUUCACAAUCCACGACAGUGAAUUCAAGGAGUACACCACCAGGACACAAGCUCCGCCAAACAUUGUUGUGGGAGUCACAAACCCUUUCUUCAUCAAAACGCUCCAGCACUGGCCACACAUCCUUCGGGUUGGGGAGCUCAGAAUGUCAGGAGACCUGCCCAAGCAAGUUAAAGUGAAGAAGCUAAACAAACUAAGAACUCUAGACACAAAACCAGGAAUCUACACUUCUUAUAAAACAUUUCUUCACAAAGACAAAGCCCUGAUAAAAAGAUUAUUAAAGGGGAUCCAGCGGAAACGCCCGUCCGAAGUGCAGAGCGCCCUGCUGAGGCGGCACCUCCUGGAGCUCACCCAGAGUUUCAUCAUCCCGCUGGAGCAUUAUAUUGCAAGUCUGAUGCCCCUGCAGAGGGCCAUUACUCCAUGGAAGAAUCCCCCGCAGAUCCGUCCGUUCCGACAAGAAGAUUUCAUGAAGACCCUUGAGCAUGCAGGUCCCCAGCUCACCUGUGUGCUCAAAGGAGACUGGUUAGGCCUCUACAGGCGUUUCUUCAAGUCGCCCAACUUCGACGGCUGGUACCGGCAGCGGCACAAGGAAAUGACGCAGAAGCUGGAAGCCCUGCACUUGGAAGCGAUCUGCGACGCGAACAUUGUGGCCUGGAUGAAGGACAAGUCGGAGGUGGAGAUUGUAGAUCUGGUGCUGAAGCUUCGUGAGAAGCUGGUCAGAGCCAGGUGCCAGCACCUCCCGGUGAAGGAGGAGACGCUGCAGAGGGUGGCCCUGUACAUCGACACCGUCAUCGGCUCCUUGCCCGAGGACCUGCAGGCGGUGCUGCGCCACCCCUGA
Tinamus guttatus (white-throated tinamou) is the source of this 1704-nucleotide messenger RNA. NCBI's taxonomy places the organism in Eukaryota, Metazoa, Chordata, Aves, Tinamiformes, Tinamidae. The record is from RefSeq and is a predicted model, not a curated record.